UCAUUGCGAAUUAAUUCCAUUGCAAUAGCUUUGGACUUGUGUGUUCAUUUCGAAACUCGUAAAUACUGUAGCGGUUACUUUGCGCUUGCGUUUUGAACGCAUUUGAAGUUAGCGUAGUUAGCAACAGGUAGCGUUUCAAACAUGGCACGUCGUUCGUUUCCCGCCAAAAACAUAUAGUCGCGCAUGGUCGCGCAGCUGCGACUGAUGUGAGUGCAAGAUGUUGAACUGUUCGGAGUAAGAAUAAUCUGGUUUAACAAUUAAUGGACGAAUAGGGGCCGAUAAUUAUGGAUCCGAGUGAAGUAGAGUUUUUUGGUGAAAAGGAGUUGGUUUCGAUAGUGCCGAAUUUCAAUUUCGACACGAUUCAUUUGAUAUCGGGAUCGAUAGGACCGUUUCGUGCUGGUCUACCUGUCAGAGUUCCCAUCUGGUUGGCAAUGAAUCUCAAACAGCAACAGAAGUGUCGAAUUAUUAAUCAGGAAUGGAUGAACGCGGAUAUAUUGAACGAGGCGAAGGAAGAGGAAAAAUUAUCGAAAUUGUUUACCAAAAUGCCUAGCAAUCAUUAUAUGGACGAGGCACAACUUUUAUUGAGCCAUGGUAGCGAUGACAUACCUGAUUCUGAUGUGAUAAGGACAGCAAUAAAGGAUAUAUGGGAUAUGAGGAUGUCCAAGCUACGCACAUCCAUAGAUGCUUUUUUAAAAAGUGAGGGGUUGCAUGCAAAAUUGGAUCAUUUAACUGCUAUGGAAAUUAAUAGUGUACGACCAUUGCUACCACAUGCUUUAGACCAAAUGAAUAGAAUUCAAAGUACUGGAAAAGCUCCUCAGUCACAAAACCCGGACAGCUCGCAAAGAUCAUGAAGCAGAGACUACUGUCUAUCUAUUUUAAAGUUGUAAAUAUAUGUAUGUAAAUAACUAACGAUAUGUGUUUAUUAUUAGAUUACAUAAUAAGACCUUAUUAGUGGAAGUAAUUAGUAGAAUGAAAGAAAAGAAAUUACUUUCAUAAUAUAUGUAUAAUAUACGAACAUGA
Messenger RNA from Megalopta genalis, 1020 nucleotides. It is a transcript of the gene Psf2, whose product is annotated as DNA replication complex GINS protein PSF2-like protein. NCBI's taxonomy places the organism in Eukaryota, Metazoa, Arthropoda, Insecta, Hymenoptera, Halictidae. Gene Ontology annotation, biological process: DNA replication; double-strand break repair via break-induced replication. The record is from RefSeq and is a predicted model, not a curated record. Gene Ontology annotation, cellular component: nucleus; GINS complex.